Messenger RNA from Microdochium trichocladiopsis, 2001 nucleotides. RefSeq lists its product as uncharacterized. Lineage: Eukaryota; Fungi; Ascomycota; Sordariomycetes; Xylariales; Microdochiaceae. The transcript is spliced from 5 exons. The record is from RefSeq and is a predicted model, not a curated record. Bases 1 to 2001 code for a protein of 666 amino acids.
AUGACCUCGAAAGUCAGCCAACGCUUGCUCCUGGAGGACUGGUGGAAGGUCAUCUGCAAGAAUGACGCUCACAACCCCGACUAUGCCUCCCUUACAACCCUCGACUUCUACAAGGACACUUUCGCCUCGCUACCGGAUCUGGAUGAAUACCUCAAGACAGUCAACCGGCUCGCUCUGCAGGAGCCGGUGGCCAGGUUCUCGCCCAAGUGUAGCCUCCAUCUUCCUGACCCCAGAGAACCGCCCCGUGUGUUGAGAGCUGGAUCGAGUCUUCCUGGACGAUUGGCUGCCACGAAAUUUUUCGGAUAUGCCCACUUGCGGAAAGUCUACAACUUGCUUUGCGAGUACCAUGCAGCCGCCCACGGGACUUACCAGAACAACCCAGAGGCCACCUCCCUUAUGGUUCUGGCCUGCCUCGAGCUGUGGAUCGCUUGCAACAAGUCAGCACUCAAGAUCUGCCCCUUGCUCAGCAAAUAUCAUGACGCGAGUGUGCAGCCCAGUUUGAUCCGCGCCCUGCUUCAGAGCCUGAUCCUCCUACACAAAUCACAGCUCGAGAGGCUCAAGCGCAUCGAGUCGUACCUCGACUUGUGUUCGGGUGAUUUGAAUGCAGCAAGGCCGUCUGUCUUCGACAGCUUUGGCAAGACGAACGCUUUCUACGUGGGGUACUAUGAAUCAUCUCUGGAACAGCAGCAGUUGUAUGCUUACAUUGAACGCCAGGCCAAUGGCACACGUCAGCAGAAGAUGAUCGAGCUGGCAAACCUGCAGAGGCAGCACGCGAGUCUCAAAGCUCAGGCCGAUGUGAUGGUUUGCACCUACCGCGAUGUCAUCGACACGUAUGGCCAUCGGACUCGCAAGCACACCAGCCGGAAGUGCAAGAAGUGUCGGAAGGUGCGAGAGUACCAAGCAUUGGAGAUUGGAGUGCACGAGUGGCCACUCCCGAAGAGAAUUACGGAAGCGCAGAAUGUCGUGUUCGAGCUGCGACCCCCAAAGUGGUUCCCGGCCUGGAGAGAUGCCACAGCCUUCCUCCUCUUCGAUGUCCUGUCCCUGUCGUCCUCGUUCAUCUCGAAGGUGCAGAAGAUACAUGAGCUAUUUGACUAUAAAGCUCUCAUGCCUUACCGCUCAGCCUCGAGGAGCCAGAAGAUCACAGUGGUUUCUCAGGCAAAGUCGUUCCUCAAGUCGCACUACAGGACAAUCAAGAUUGGCUCCAUCACGAGCGAUUCCCAAGUCCUCGUCGAUCACGCGCUCCAUUACGAAUACUUUGACCCGUCCGCCCGCGUGCUUGCGGGUCCUGCCCUGUUGACUGACAAGAUCCCCCGGCGCUCCACGCCCCCUCAGUUGACUUCAACCAGCUAUCCACUGUUCGUCUUCCACGCGCAAUGUAUCACACAGGCCGGUCCUCCUGAUGCAGACAACGUCCUGCGAGAGUCCCAUGCCAUCCUCGCUGACCCGGCUUUCUCGCAAGAGCUGAUGGACGGUGUGAUCACUGCCACCUCCCGAGCCGCGGAAUCGUGGCAGUCCGCCGAAGCUCUCCGGGCAUUCAUCCUGAUUGUCACUCGUACUCUACAGCUGACGACAGAUCUCAUCACUAUUCGUCAGUGCCUGGAAUACUUGGUAUCCGCAAGGAAAUCGUCGAAAAGAACUGCUGAAAGAAGGCGGUCGCAGUCUGGGCAUAGGUCUUUGGGCGAUGUUCGUAACGAGCCUCAGGCCCAUAUUCAGACCUGCACCCUCGAUAUCACGGUUGUCAUGCUUACUGGCCUACAUGCAGGCAUCGAUGACGAACUUUCACUGCCGGUUGUUGAGCUCGAGCAGAGCAGGGAAGCAGCGCCGGCUGAUGGCUCUGAGAAGGUUGAAGAGCCCGACGCGGUGCUCGGGGAACUCGCAGAAGUCUUUGUCGAUCAUCUCAAGCGUGCACUCGAGGACGUUCUGCAUGAUGUUGGGAAAUUGGUCCUCCAUCAAUUCCUGCGAAGGGUUAGACAUGCGAAAUGGAGGGAAAGUGGGAAGUAG